AUGAGGGCCGCUCAUGCCUUGGUUGAAGAGGCAUUUCAGAACCAAGGACCCUUCGAUGGAGUCUUUGGCUUUAGCCAGGGGGCUUCGGUUUUACUCGCUUAUCUGCUCGACCAGAUGGUCACAUAUCCAGAAAGGCCUCUUCCCGUCCGAUUCGGGAUUUUCUGCUCGGCGGUACCAAUACUUGCAACAGACCCAGUCUACUACCGAUCCGUGUUCGGUUCCCUCUCUCCAGAGGACGAACAGCGUCUUCGCUCUGGUCAAUAUGACCAGCUAUCCCAGCUCCCAGAACCAGCUCAAACUUCUGCCAAGGCAGUGGCUGAGGUCAUCGACGUACUGGAGCCAGUUCUCCGUAAGUCCCGAAUGAGUUUUCUGGAUCGCCAGCCGUUAGAGGUCCCAUGCGCGUUGCAUCCAGAUCUAUACAAGCCGCGUUUACCGUUCCCAACCCUUCACGUUCGUGCGAAGAAUGAUCUACCGGCGUUGAGACGGUCCUCAUUGGUGACUGAGAGCUUUUGCCUCCCUAAGUGGCGACGAUCCUUCGAGCACAGCGCUGUGCAUGGCCUUCCGCGGUCUGUGGUCGAUGUGCAGGAUAUGGCGGCUGCUAUGAGGUGGGUGAUUGAACAGAGUGAACGGAGUGAACGAGCGAACUUAUGA
Penicillium verrucosum is the source of this 651-nucleotide messenger RNA. RefSeq lists its product as uncharacterized. Bases 1 to 651 code for a protein of 216 amino acids. The transcript has a single exon. NCBI's taxonomy places the organism in Eukaryota, Fungi, Ascomycota, Eurotiomycetes, Eurotiales, Aspergillaceae. Gene Ontology annotation, cellular component: cytoplasm; nucleus. The record is from RefSeq and is a predicted model, not a curated record.